Molecule: messenger RNA, 938 nt
Organism: Dunckerocampus dactyliophorus (ringed pipefish)
Lineage: Eukaryota; Metazoa; Chordata; Actinopteri; Syngnathiformes; Syngnathidae
Product: protein phosphatase 1 regulatory subunit 1B-like
Exons: 5
Coding region: 157-648 (163 amino acids)
Biological process (GO): intracellular signal transduction
Cellular component (GO): cytoplasm
Molecular function (GO): protein phosphatase inhibitor activity
Source: RefSeq, a predicted model, not a curated record
UUUCCGGCAACAACUGAGAGCAUCAUAAUCCUCAACACGACCGUGAAAGACUGGAUGCGGGAGUGUGAGUGGGACUGACAGUCCUGUGAGGGAUUUUUAUAUUGGGGUGUUACAGUUCGGGUAGUCACAGACUGGACUUGAAGGUUGAGCGUUGCCAUGGAGCCAGUUCUGCCUGCAGUGACUGACACAGUGGAGCGAGAUUCAGACAUGAAUGAUGAUGCGAAAAGGAAGAUCCAGUUCUCAGUGCCUUCAGCAGUACCAACACAGCUGGACCCACGACAGGUGGAACUGAUUCGACGUCGGAGGCCGACGCCUGCCACCCUCUUCAGACUGACGGACCAUCCAUCGCCGGAAGAGGACGGCGGGUCUCAUCAGUGGGUUCUGGGAGAAAACGGUGCCCUCAAAGCCAAAAUGGUCAACACGUACCAGCCGCCCUCACUCAAAGCUGUGCAGAGAAUGGCCCAAGCGCAUCUGUCCUCCAUAGACAUGACCUCAGUGGACCAGGAUGACCCACCUUCUGGAGAGGAGGAUGGUGCAGACAGCGAUCUGACAAUAAAAAACAAGACUUCGGAGCCUUUGAGUUCAGCCAGUGUCAGCUGGCAUCAGGGAAAGAUGGAGGACGCCAACGCGAGAGACGAAGGAGAAUGACAGAACAUCUAAGUGUGGUCGUUUGCGUGUGUGCAUGGUUGUAAAUGUCGUGUACAUAUGUGUGUUUGCGUACAUUGGGGAUGCCUACAUCCCAAAUGACAAGGGCCAGCAGUACUAUAAUCAACAAAGUGCACUACAGUGUAUGUAUUGUAAAUGAUGGUGAAUGUAAUGCUUUUAAUGUGUGUACAGUAUAUUGUAUGUAAUUAUUGUCUCUCUCUAUUCUGUAAUUAUAUGUAUAUGCUUUCUGUUGAUUGCUAAUAAAACCACCAUACAGGGUGAUGUUUGUAUAA